Molecule: messenger RNA, 7795 nt
Organism: Stegostoma tigrinum
Lineage: Eukaryota; Metazoa; Chordata; Chondrichthyes; Orectolobiformes; Stegostomatidae
Gene: nol4lb
Product: nucleolar protein 4-like b
Exons: 13
Coding region: 318-2573 (751 amino acids)
Source: RefSeq, a predicted model, not a curated record
UCCGGACCCUAGAGCCGGCCCCCAACCUCUCACCAAGUGGCAUCAAAUCCAGCCUAUCCAACCUGCAACAAGCUGUACUUCACAACUAGAUUCGCUGCUUCAGUAGCAGUGACCAUGCCCGGCCAUCAGAUUUAUUGAUCCAGACGAUCUAUGUAAGCUUGAGUUGCAAUUUUAUUUCGGGGGUGGUGAGGAGAUUCUCCGCGAAAAAAAAACACCGAAGUGCUCACUCAUUGAACCCAAUUCCUCCCCUUUUUUUGAAAAGGGGAUUUUUACGGAGGUGUACAGAUUCUCCACGCCCCCCCCCCUCUUCUUUCUACAUGGCGAACAAAGCGAUCGAUUGGGAGUGCAGCGGGGAUCGCGACAUGUACGGUCACUUUCAGGACUGGUGUCUGAGGACCUACGGGGAUUCUGGCAAAACAAAGACGGUCACUCGGAAAAAAUAUGACCGGAUUGUGCAGCUCCUGAGCGGAGUCGAGCUCAGCUCGGUUGAUAAUGCAAAAUUCAAAUUUUGGGUGAAAUCGAAGGGAUUCCAGCUGGGGAUGAGCGAUCAGAAAAAGGGUGCUGCCGGAAAACCAGCGGUGUACGUACCAGUAAAAACAACGACUGGAGAUGGAGUCACAGCUAAAGAAAGCAUCUCUCUGAAACGCGUGGCUGUGGUGGAGGACUUUUUUGACAUCAUUUAUUCUAUGCAUGUGGAAACAGGGACUGAGACUGCGAAGACGGCGAAACAUGCCGGACAGAAGCGGACUUACAAAGCGAUUGCUGAGACAUAUGCAUUUCUCCCAAGAGAAGCAGUCACAAGGUUUUUGAUGAGCUGCACCGAAUGUCAAAAACGAAUGCACAUAAAUCCGAAUGGUGUGGACUCAAAAGAAAAUGAAAGACCUUCCUCACUGGCUGGCGUGAUAGAUUAUAAUAUGCCCAUCACUGCCACAUACUUGAAGCAGAUGAAACUCCAGUUUAUGAGUACACCUCAACACCUGGAUGAAAGUUCAGUGAGCAGUGAUGAUUUUGAUAUGAGUGACGCCACAUGGAUUUCAGCUGACCAGUGUGUGAACUCUGAUUUAAGUCCCAGUCAAGAAGAAAGAAUGCACAGCCCACAGAAUCUGCAUAACCAGGAAUAUGAUGAUUCAUCUUCAGAAUGCUACAGCGGGAAUGGCUCUACUACCCUGAACCCUGCAACAUCAAACAGUACACCGGGAGACAGUACGUUCCCAGAGAUAAAUGGAAAUAGCUCCACUGGCCUGGACUACAGUGCUGGCCCAGAUGACCAGCCAGUCAACCUCAGUGAGCGGCUUCAACCUGGUCAAAUGGAUAAUGGCAAUAUAGAUGGGCAAAGAAACCGGGUUAAAUACACUGGAAAAGCAACCUCCGAUAUCAGAUUGAACAGGGACACAAGAGACUAUGGGAAUAAGACCUCGAUAAUGGAAUCUCAGAUUGCCAGAAGCUGCUGGUCAGUCAGAGGCCAGCAGCCUCUGGGUCCUAAAGACUUUUGGUUGAGGCCUAUUUUCAUGGGAUCCAAUGGCAAGAAGUCUCCACAUUACAGCUCAGGAAGUUACGACUCUGGCAGAAAUGAGCUUUCAGGAAGUUGUCCAGAAGAUCUAUCAGUUAGCAGGGGAGGGGACGAUGAUGACGACGAUCACGAUGACCAUGAAGACAGUGAGAAGAUCAAUGACUCUGAGGGAAUGGAUCCUGAGAGGCUAAAGGCUUUCAAUAUGUUUGUGAGGCUGUUUGUUGAUGAAAAUCUUGACCGAAUGGUUCCCAUUUCAAAACAGCCCAAAGAAAAGAUUCAGGCUAUCAUUGAGUCAUGCAGCCGACAGUUCCCUGAAUUUCAGGAGAGAGCCCGAAAGCGCAUUCGCACUUACCUCAAGUCCUGCAGGCGAAUGAAAAAAAAUGGCAUUGAACUGGCGUCUCGCCUACAUGCCUCUUCUUUCAGACAGGAGGACAGGGAAGAGGGAGCCUCCAACUUCUUCAUGACUGCUGUCACUGGUUCAGCUCCUUCUUCAACCAACAGGAAACGUGCUUGCUGGAGGGUGAGACGGACAUCUGGUUUUUCUUCCUCUGAGUCACGACCCACCCCUCCUCAUUUGACCUCCGCUAUGGCAGAAAAUAUUUUGGCUGCUGCAUGUGAGAGCGAAAGCAGGAAAGCAGCAAAACGGAUGCGACUGGAAGCAUAUCAGCUGCAGGAUGAACCUAUUGCACUAGAUAAACACACUCAACAAACCAGGGAGACUGUUCAGCUUGCCCACAACACUUAUUCACUGCCUGCUGCUUCCUAUUCACAAGAUCAGAUGUAUAUCAAUGGCGGACUGAACUACAGUUACCGUGGUUACGGAGGAAUAGGAGGUGGACUGCAAACUGGCACCCUUAGCAAUGGUCCAACAGAUCUCAGCAUGAAAGCACUGGCCUCUAACUCAGCUUCAUCCAACACAAACAACAGGAGCAUACCAGCAGCACAGCUCAGUCCAACAGAAAUUAAUGCGGUCCGGCAGCUCGUUGCUGGCUACAGAGAGUCAGCAGCCUUCCUCCUUCGCUCCGCAGAUGAACUGGAAAACCUCAUUUUACAACAAAAUUGACUCUUGCCAGCAUAGUCCUAAUGAUAAAACCCCAUAUCCUGUAGUUAUCCAGUUCAAAACUGGAAACUGGGGGAGAUUCCUCAUGUUACAAGAUGGCCAUUAACCCGUUGCUGCUAUGGAAGUGAUAACACCACCAACCUUUAACCUCAGAUCUUCAUCAGGAGCAGAUGUGAGCGUACAUAAGUCUUCAACCCAAGGACCUCACUCACCAGAGAAUAUUUGGUUUCUUAGCUGGCAGCAUAAACUGAAAGAUUUGACACAUGCAAGGACUGUGCUCCUUUCACAGGCAGGUGUAGUUCCUGGCCACUUGCCAUACAAAACCCACAUAGCAUUCAAUUCCCAGGUGCAAUACCUAGUAACGCUGCUAAUAGAUGUAACUUAGUCUGGGCCUUCUGGAAGAACAACAGAGGAGUUGAUCUCCCUUGGUUUGUGUUCAUUCUGGUCAUCAGUUUCAAGUAUGAGGAUAGUAGCAUCAUUUGUACAUCCAUUAUUCACUUAACUCAAGAUGAUCUUAGAACAAGCUGGCCUUUUUUGCUCCUUUUGAAAUCUAAACAUUUAGCUAUGGACUAGUAUGUGCAGUGAAAACUGCACUAUAUUAAUAUUGCAACUAAUGGAGACCAGUGGUGAUCCACACUCAAUAAAAUAUUCGGUAUUAAAGUUGUUUAUCAAAUAAUUAGGCCAAAGGGUGAAAUUUGUGAACAAGGGAUACAACCUGAGUUGAAAGGUAAUGAAGUACUGCACAUUUAACUAUAACUAAUUGUCUGUACUUAAGAUUUGCAGCUAUUUUGAGCUUACCUGUGUGGAUUGGAAUCUUAGAUGAACAACCUGAAGAAUUAUUAUGUGUUCUGAUACUUGAAAGUGCCCAACGGAAAAUAAAGCAUUUGUAGCCUAUAAUCAUGUUAUUAUGCCCGUAUCAGUAGGUUAGGCAUUCUUAGAAUCAUUCAUAAGAUGACAAAACUUAAUCUUCAUCAUAACUUGUUUCACAUCAUCCUUUUAUUAGCAUUUCCAAAUGGCCAUAGUAUAAAUGCAGAGUCAGGACCCAGCUUGACUCUAAAGAGCCUCAGAGUGAAUGUCUGGAGAAAUGACCCCAUCCCAUCUGUUUAAAUUGCAAUGUCUUACAGUAACAAAAGCAAAUGUUCAAAGGAAAAUACACUGGCAUGUCUUGGACUUACUGAACACAAAGAAUCAUAUGCUGUAGUUGCUGACAUUUCAAUAAUAUUUGCAAUUCAACUGCUGAGAGGUGCUCGUACACAGACGUAGGUAUAGACUCAAAAGGGCUGUCUCUUGGGCAAGAGAAAAUGUUAUAGCAAGUCAAUGUAGAUGAGUAUUGACUCACUAAAAUUGAAUAUAAAUACAGUCCAAGUGCUACCUUUUGCAAGCAGUUAUCCAUUUUUGGAUAAUUUUUUCUUAAUCCACAGUCAAACGCUUGAUUUCAAGUCCUGCAAGAUUAACUUUUCGUCUCUUCAGUAAACUAAAGUGGAUCAUGAAACAUUUCAGAACUCAGGUAGCAAUUUAUACCAACCUAAAUUUUUUACUAUUUUUUAAAAAAUGAAUACUGUGAAACAAAUUGUUAUUUUAUACUUUUAUCUGAUUCUGCUUUUUAAUAGUUACCAUUAACUUAAAAUAAUUAUUGUAUAUCUUUAUAUUGUUAGAAAUAAGCACUGUGUUUGAAAAGUCUCAAAUUUAGUUCUCAAAAGGUUAAAAACUUUCUUCACUGGCACCAAGCUGUAUAAUUAUGUUGAACAAGUUGGCUCCAGGAAGGUAUUAACCUAUAUUAUAGGUUUGUUUUACUGCAGUGAUGUUGUUUGAGUUUCUUUCAGGUUAACCACACUCAUGGAUGAUUGAGUCUUGUUCUCUGUGUUGAUGGGUGUGCUUAUUAACUGCAGAAAUAUCUACCUGAGACAAAGUAUCAUAUUCAUGAGAUAGACUUUUAGAGAAGAGAACUGGGCUGUCUGCCUAAAAAGAGAGCCCAAGCAUGAUGUGAAAAUUGGUAGAUCUGCAUCCUAAUGUCACAUGCGUCGCCAUAUUGGUUGCUUUCCAAAGAACUUUAUUAAACACCUAUUUACUGUGAAAAACUUGGUGUUGCUGUGAGGUCCUAAAGGAUACAGUUUUGAAAAGGGUCAAAUUCCUACUACUUAAGAUCAUACCAAAUGAGUGAAGAAUAGAAAUGACCUAGUUUGCUCCAUGCAUGUAACAUUUACCCUACCUUUAGAGCAACCUCAGAUAUACUUAGUCAAAAGAGUGCUUAAUUAUGUGAUUAUCCAGAUACUGUUAAAUAUGCUGGCUAUUAAUGUUUAAACACAUCUAGAAAAAGGCUAUGAGAUACCUCUACCUCAGUUUCCCCUUCAUUAUUAGUGACCAUCACCAUGAAUUAGAACUUGAUGUCCAUCCUCAUAGAACAACUGAUCCAGGAAACAAUUAGCUACAGAUGUUGCUCACUCACUGUUCCCUUGCAUGUCAUUAAGUUAUUGCUUUCACAUUACUUAGAAAACAUCUGAAAGUACAAACACUAUUCAUUUGAAUUUAUCAAUAAACUAUUUGUAAAGGCAUUGAAAACUUGCAGCCUUUAAGAAUAGAUAUUUAAUAGAACAACCCUCAGCAAUUAUGACAGUUUAUCAUACGGGAGAAAUGUUUUCAAGACCGUACUAAUCUUGAAAUUCAGUGCUUAUUCACAAAUACAUAUAUUCAGGAAACAAACAAUUGUUAUACCACGCAGUAAUGCACACUGAACGUUGAUAGAACUGUUGAGGUGCUACUGCAAACAUCAUUUUAAGGUGUUAUAUUGUUAUGUACUUUCUUUUGAACACCAACCAUCCAACAUCUUGUGAACAAAGAUUACUUUUCAACAAGGGUAAACUUCAAAGAAAAAUAAUCCUUAAACCAGAUCAUCGUCCAUUUCAGAGUGAUCCGAUAUUUCCUUGAACAGUGAAAAGGAACUGAGCUUCUAAAGAGAUGAAAAAGUUCAUCUACAUAGAUCAUUAAAACAUACUGUUCAGUCACAUGAAAAAAAUCUAACGGUAAUAUUUGCUUUUACGCAGACCAGGGCUUCCCAAAAUAUGAGUUGAGAGCUACAAUGGCUGUUGUGGAGCUUUUAUUCAAUUCUCCCAGCUGCAUUCCUGCUCUAAUGUACAGGCGCCUACUUUCCUCUCAGGGAUCUCCCUUCUGCCCCUCUCAAUUGCCACCUUGGGGUUUGCAACAAUUUUCAAGCCUCAAAAUAGAGUUACAAUGGCAAAAAAAGGUUUAAAAAGCACUGUUCUGGAGUAUAAUUUGGAUGAAACUUUUCUACAGCUAUAUGAAGGCCUGGUGAUAUCAUCAUGCCUGAAGUACUGUGUACAGAUCAGGGCACUGCACCUCAGGAUAUUUGGGUUGAGCAAAGAGGAGGAAACAUUACAAGGCUUAUGUUAUGACUAUUCAUCAAAAUAGAAGGUUAUGGUGAUGCAGUUGAGGAUUAUAGAAUUUUGUAAGGAAUUGAUAGGUUAGAGAAAUGUUUUCACUAGUGAAGAACGCUCAGACAUAGAGAUAUCACUGAAAAUUAGAGCCAGAUCGUUCAGGAGAAGAGUUAAGUAAAAUUUCUUCUCAAAAUUGAAGAAAUGUGAAAUCUUUCAAAAAGCUGUGCUUACUAACUCAAUUCAUAAUUUCAAAUCUGAAAGGUUCUUUUCCAAGAAAAGGGUAUUAAAGCCAGAGAUCACCAUGAUCUCACUGAAUGGAGGAACAUGCUUUAGGGACUAAAUCACCUUGUGUUCCCAUGUUGCUACGGUGGUGCCAUACUGAGAACUACUUAGUAAACACAUUGUGUUGAAUUUCUUUUUUUUAAGUUGAAGUUUUUUCCCAGUAACUACAUCUACAUCAUUUUUGGAUUAUUUACUAUUCAUCAAGUAAAUUUGAGCUUAUUUCAAUAUCAGUAAAUCAUGAACAGUUGUUAAAAUAGUCUAUCAUCCAUAAUGAAAAUGCUACUAUCCUCAUAACAGUUUAAUCGUACAGAUCACUGGCACAAACAGAUUUUGAAUCAGUGGUCAUUUCCACCACUGUGAUAGUAAUGUUGAAAGGCGAUGGAAGCUUAAUAUAACCUCAGUAAUAUACUUAUGGGACCUCUUUCAGGCCAAAGAGCAGGUAUCUGCUCUCUGGCUUCUGUUUUAUGCUAAUUGUCCAUGUGAGUGAUUUGUAUAUGACAAAUGUUACUUUUCUUCGUAGUGGGGAGGGUAUAUUUUUAUGUACAGGAUGUUGCUAAGUUUUGUUCUGUGGGUUGUUGUCCUUAGCAGUUCCAGAGGAAAAAAAUAGGCAAAAGACAAUCUUAGCCCCCCCCUUUGAUGCUGUAAUUUACUUUUUCUUAAGUGCAGCUAUGGAGUAAAGCUGGGGGACCAAGUAUUUUUCAGCCAUAACUUAAAGUCACUGAAAUAUUGUUGCACAAUGAUAAUGAGUAGUUCUGAAGACUGUGUAAUUAUACAGUCAUCAUUCAAAGAUCUAAAACCUUUGAGUGUAGACUUUUUAAAAUUCUAGCUGUUAGCCUGUUUACCUUAGUCAUCUACUGAACUAUUGUACCCUUAUGCAGAAAGUGCUGACCACACAGAAUACAUUUUCUGAAUGGAAACUAUACGAGUGGCACUGAACAAUGCUAGCUGUCCUGCUGCAGAAGUAAUUUCCUGUAGGAUUCAGGGGUUUAAUAACAAUUAACCGGCUAGAAAUUGAUUAUUAUACAAUUGCAAUCAACAAUUUAACUGGAUGUUGUUAACAAACAACAAAAAUAGCGGUGCUUUCAAUUUAUUUUGACUGGGAAGAGGAGAAUCCGGUUCCUUAACUGUUUGUACCUAAUACCAAUGUGAACUUUGUAUUUCCUUCUGAUUUUUGACUCAGUGAAAGUGUGGCUGUUUACAUGUACAGAUUUUGCGAUUUCUUGUGUUCUCCGAUACCUUGUAUUAAUGCUGUAGAGAAGAAAAAACAAAAUAACCCAAAUUCUUUUAAUAUUUAUUGCAUAUACACAGUGAAUAUGUUUUCCAAUACAUGUGGCUAAUAUUUUGAUUCGUGUUGAUAAACGUAAAGCAACUGAGUUCUUGGUAUUUUCUGUUGGCUAAAUGAAUCGCAUGAGCAAUUCUACUUACAUAUCACUAAUUAUGAACCAAUGAUCUUGCUGGAGCUGUCAGCUGUAGCAAAAUACAGUGGUUUCAUUAUACUGUGUGAAAUAUUCUUUGAACUAUAUACAUAUGAGAUGGAAUACUAAUAAAACC